Molecule: messenger RNA, 5155 nt
Organism: Eucalyptus grandis
Lineage: Eukaryota; Viridiplantae; Streptophyta; Magnoliopsida; Myrtales; Myrtaceae
Product: pentatricopeptide repeat-containing protein At5g57250, mitochondrial
Exons: 2
Coding region: 63-3287 (1074 amino acids)
Molecular function (GO): protein binding
Source: RefSeq, a predicted model, not a curated record
AAAUUAGCUUACUGGUGCCUGCAGAGCAGCUCCGCAGUAUCAUCGUUCCCUGGAUUCUCUCCAUGUCCCCGACCAAGCUCUCACGUCCAUUCUCUUCCUUCCACUCCAGCAAGGGACCUCGCAAUGCCUCCUCCAUCCAGACUCUUCUCAAGAGAGGCUUCACUCCCACCAUCAAACACUUCAACCUCCACCUCCUCUUCCUCUCUCGAUCCCACCGCUUCGACUCCAUCGUCCACCUCGUCUCCCAGCUGGAGCAGAACAAUGUCCAUCCGAACUCGCGCACUCACUCCAUCUUCACCCGGGCCCUUCUCGAACUCCACAAAUUCGAGGAAGCGGAGCAAUUCAUGAGGUCCCAGAUGGCCAAGACUUCGAAUUUCGCCAAAAGCCGCAUCUGGGACUGUAUAAUUCAAGGUUACUGCGUCCAUCGCAACGACCCGGAAAGAGCAAUGUCGAUUUUUCGUGACUGCUUGCGUGGGUAUCGUGUCUUGCCUUCUUCCUACGCUGUUUGUUCUUUAAUUCAUGGGUUUAGCUCUCGUGGGAUGAUGGGAAGAGCGAUUGAGGUCAUGGAGUUGAUGGCGGACGAGAAGAUCGAAUACCCUUUUGGUAAUUUCGUUUGUAGUUCUGUUAUUGCUGGGUUUUGCAGAAUCGGACAGCCAGAACUUGGCGUUGAGUUCUUUGAGAAGGCCAAGAUUUCGGGAACUUUACAUCCCAAUCUAGUCACUUACACUGCCCUUGUACAUGCUCUUUGUAAGUCGGGUAGGGUCGAUGAGGUCGGCAAAUUGUUUCGCGUGAUGGAGGAGGAGGGUUUGGCUUUUGAUGUCGUGUUUUUUACUUGUUGGGUCUUGGGGUAUCUCAAGCAAGGUUUUGUAACGGAGGCUUUUAGGAAAAAUAAUGAAAUGUUAGAGAAAGGGAUCAGUGCAGAUGUCAUUAGCUAUACCGUCCUUAUGGAGGGAUUUUCUCGAGAAGAGAAUGCCGAAAAGGCAGCUGGAUUUUUGUCAAAGAUGAGAAACGAAGGAUUGAAACCCAACAUAAUUACUUACACUGUGGUGAUAUUGGGACUUUGCAGGAAAGGCAAACUGGAAGAAGCAUAUAACAUCUUUAAGAUGAUUGAAGAUAUAGGGAUGGUUACUGAUGAACUUCUGUAUGCAACGUUGAUAGAUGGUGCUUGUAGGAAAGGCGAUUUUGAUCUUGUUCUUGAUUUGCUGAGUGACAUGGAUAGGAAGAGGAUUAGUCCGAGUGUUGUUACAUACAAUAUUGUUGUGAAUGGACUGUGCAAAUUUGAGAGAACAUGUGAUGCAGAUGAGUUCUCCAAGGGAGUUGUGGGAGAUGUUGUCACAUACAGUACCUUGUUGCAUGGGUACAUUGGAGAAAAAAAUGUCCAUGGAGUACUCGAUAUAAGGCGGAGGUUCGAAGAAGCUGGAUUUUCAAUGGACAUUGUCAUGUGUAACAUACUAAUUAAGGCGUCAUUCAUGGUGGGAGCAUUUGAAGAUGCUCAUGCACUCUAUAAGAGAAUGGCAAAUAUGAAUUUAACUGCUGAUUCCAUUACGUACUGUACGCUAAUUGAUGGAUUCUGUAAACUAGGAAGAAUAGAUGAGGCACUAGAGAUAUUUGAUGAGUUCAGGGAGACAUCAAUUUCUUCUGUUGCGUGUUACAACUGUAUCCUCCAUGGCCUAUGCAGGAGAGCUAUGAUUGAUAUUGCCAUUGACGUGUUUCUUGAACUUAUUGAAAAGGAUUUGCCAGCGGACACACACAUUUGUAAGGUAUUGAUUAAGGCAGCUUUUAGAGACCAAAAUGCAGAUGGAGUCUGUAAUUUGGCUGUCAGAAUCAAGAAACUGCCCAAAGAAAUAUAUGAUAAGGUAUGUAAUGAGGCUAUCUGCUUUUUGUGCAAAAAAGGUUUUUCAGACUCCGCGUUGGAGAUUUACAUGUUGAUGAAGAGAAAUGGUUCACUUAUUACAAGCAAGUCUUACUUUUUAAUGCUCAAAGGACUUAUAAAUGGGAAGAAAGAUAUGAUUGAGCCUCUUUUGUGUAAGUCUGUUAAAGAAUAUGGAAGUGGUGACCCUAAAGUUGGAAAAACAAUAGCGCAUUAUCUAAGCUUGAAGGAUGUUGACAGGGCCCUUCAAUUUGUCAACAAGAUGAAGGAGGAAAAGUUAAUUGUCACUUUAAGUAAAUCUGUCUUUAAGAUACUUAUUCAGGAUGACAGAGUUUUAGAUGCAUAUAAGCUACUCAUGGGUGCAAUAGAUCAUGUUCCUAUGGAUGUGGUUGAUUAUUCGAUUGUAGUCAAUGGUCUCUGCAAGCGAGGAUAUCUAAACCAGGCACUUGAUCUUUGCUCUUUCAUUAGGAAGAAGGGGAUAGCCCUUAAUGUUGUCUCUUACAAUUCAGUCAUCAAUGGAUUGUGCCGCCAGGGUCGAUUAAUGGAAGCAUUUCGGCUCUGUGAUUCACUAGAGAGAGUUGGUCUGGUUCCAUCUGAGAUCACAUACGGUACACUAAUUGAUGCUCUAUGCAGAGAGCAAUUUCUGGUUGAUGCUCAACUACUUUUCCAGAAAAUGAUCCUUAAGGGGCUCGAGCCUGGUACUCAUGUUUACAACUCAUUAAUUGAUAGCUAUUCCAAGAUUGGUAUGUUGGACAAUGCAUUGAAGCUUCUCCAUGAAAUGGAGAUGAAGGGCCUUAAGGUGGAUGCAUUCACUGUAAGUGCCAUGAUUAAUGGCUUUUGCCAAAGUGGGGAUAUGGAAGGGGCUCUCACCCUUUUUUCUGAGUUCAAGAAUAAAGCUAUCUUACCUGAUCUGUUGGGUUUUCAGUAUCUGCUAAGAGGUCUAAGUGCCAAGGGAAGGAUGGAAGAGGCAAGGAAUGUGUUGAGAGAAAUGCUUCAGUCCCAGCCUAUAGUGGAGCUGAUAGACAAAGUUGACUCUGAGUUUGAAACGGAAUCACUCAAUUUUCUUGUACUUUUAUGUGAGCAAGGGAAUAUAAAAGGAGCCAUUACUCUUCUCGAUGAAAUUGGCAACAUGUAUCAUCCUAUUCAGAAAUUCCAUGCUGAUUUAAAUGAGUCGUCAAAACCAAACAUGCGUUAUGAGGGAGAGGAAUUUAAAACGGAUGUUACAAGGUCUAUGACAGCCCUUGGUAAUGAUGGUCUGGAAAUUUGGCCAAUGGAAGUGAAGAACCUGGAGGAUGCAAUGAGUAUGAUGAAGCCUAAGCUUAAUGACUUUGACUCUUUCUAUUCCCUGGUUGCUUCACUAUGUUCAAGUGGGGAGGUAGAAAAGGCCAACCUGCUUCUGAAAGGAUUUGUUUGCUGAUACAGAAGAAUACUAAUUUUGCUUCAACAUUAUUUGCUUGAGCUUGCUCUCUGUGAUCCAUGAUGGCUCACUUCCAGGCAUUAAUAGCAGAUAGAACUUCAUAGGAUCAAGGAACAUUAUUUGCUCAUCAGGGAUGCACAAAUUCUUUGCGCCAUUGGCAUAUGUUCUUCAUGUGGACAUUGAAUGUCUCUCUCAAGUGAGAGGGCUUCACGAAGAGAACUUCAUUAACAAGUUUGAUGAGUUAUCAUUUCAUAAAAAAUCGGUCUUAUCCAUAAUUUUAAUAUCCAAAAAGUUCUUCAAUACCUUCAAAGACCUGAAUUUUCGGGGGAAAUACAUCCAAGAUGUAGAGUAUUAAUAAGUUUAAUCAUGAGAAUACAGAAGAUUAUAUUAGUGAUUGAUGCCUAUGGGGCCAAAGGUGAACUUGGUGUUUUAUUAUAUAAAGUAUACAGAUGAUGCCCACUGCGUGAGUGAUGCAUUGAUAUGUGGGGUCAAUGGGCUGGUAGCAAUGGCAGACUUCUUUGGAUACUCACCUGUAUGUGGGUCUAAUUCUAGCCUGCCUCCUGUAAUUGAGGCUUCAGCCGCCUUGUACCAUCUGCUAUCUGCUGUUGAUUCAUUUCUCUACAGUCACCUUGAUGAGUAGGGGUGGGCACAGGGCGCGCCUGGGAAAUGUGCAGUGCGGGACUUACCCUGCAGUGCCCUGUGCCCUGUUCCCUGCUUUCUUGCCACAAAUUCACCUCUAAUGGAGCAGGGCACCCUGGGGCAUGCCCAACUGCUGAAGAUGACUAAGGAUCUACCUUCAAGAUUCUCAGUUCAGCACAGGGAGCACUUAUUGCUGGUAUUGCUGUUUCUAUGCUACUUUGCUUUGAGAUCUUCCCUGCUAGAGGAUGAGAACUCUAUUUCCUCUCUCCAGAGCUUGCUGAAGUUGCCUCAUACUCUUGAUCUUAGGUGAAUACUAACAGAUAACGUGAAGUCACUGCAGGUGCUGGCUCUGGAAGUGAAUGCUUCUAAGCUUUCUUUGUCCAUAUGGGCUUUUUUUCUGAAGUGAGCAAAUGGUGAGUAGAGGCCAUAGCAUGUCAUGUGACUCUGAAUCUCCUAGAACUCCAAUAUUGGUAUGUGAUAGCCACUGGGUAAAAAUGUUGAGAAAUCUGCACAAAGAGGAGGAACUUAAGUGGGGAAGUUCACAGAAACAAGUUUUGACAAAGAAAAAGGGAUGGUCUGAGAAAGUGAAACUGAGUCUUUCCAGAAAGGAAUCUUAUUCUUCUCCAGCUAAGUGGAGGACAUUGAAAAGUACUAGGGCAUCUGUAAAGCAUAGGCACUUGAAAUUGUCUCAGCAGCUUGGCUCUGAUGAAGGUGCUGAGGAGACGAGCAGCCAUCAAAAUCUAGGUCAGAAGGAUCAAAAGUUCUUACGUUAUGUUCAAGUGUGAAUUCUGGGAGUGGAGAACUCUUAGUAGUGGUAUUCUUGAUCAUGAGAAUGACUAGGAGAGAAGCAGUGUUAGCUUAUCGAUCGGUGAACAUGAUGAUCAGCUGCAAAGCUUGGACUGGACAGCGAAUGAUUCACUGCCUCCUGCUUCUUUGAUGUUCAUGGCAAGACCUCUGAAUCUGAACUGGAUAACGAUUCAGCAGGAAAAAGUCAUGCAUACGUUGCUUUUAUGUAUGUCCCCAUGUCUUGACCAAAGUAUGUUUGAGACUGGCCUCAAACCCGGUGGUUCUUGUCCUGAAGGAGAGCACUACAGGCAGUAUCUAUAUUUGACUUUAUGUUGUUAUAUCACCAUUACAGAUGUUGCCUUCAACUUUUUCAUCCUUAAUAUGUUGUAUCAACACAUGACGAGGUUUUCUCUGUUAAUUGUAUGGGAUUUCUUUUAUGGUUA